ACGGAAACAGUGUUCGGUUUGUUGUUGUUUUUUUGUGUGAAUUUGCCACAAUGUCCGGAUCAUCUAAUGUUAACGCGAUGAAAAAGGUCGUGCAGCAGCUUCGAUUCGAGGCGAAUAUCAACAGGGUGAAGGUGUCUCAGGCGGCGGCUGAGCUCCAGCAGUUCUGUAUGCAGAAUGCACUCCAGGAUCCUCUGCUCACCGGCGUGUCCUCCAGCACCAACCCGUUCAGGACACAAAAGCUCUGUUCGUUUGUCUGACGCUUCCUGCCACUGGUCUCGUUUCCUGUGACAUUUUUGGCUAAAUAAAUGACGAAACCGUAGAUGACCAAUUAAUAACCAGUUACGACUCAAUGCAACCCACGUUCUCAAACAAAGCAAGGAUAACAUUCAAUUCCACUCAAACAAAAUCCAUUUGCACUGAAUUUCCUUCUCGUUUCGGGGAGCAUAAAUGCACCCCCGAAAUCGGCAUUAACUGUAGAAACGUGACAGAAAAUGGGUUGUUGUUUUUUUUUCUUCUCAUAAAGUGUCAUAAAUAAUUGUAUGUGGGUCACAAAUGUUUAGCCAUGCUUGGGGCUUAAAAUGAACUUCUGUCAACAGACUCGACAAAAGACUUUUUUAUACAUCACGAGGCAAAGAAGCAGUGAAAGCUCUAAUUUAUUGUGCCUUUGUUUUUUAAAUCGUGCACUCAUUUUCUACGCCCUGCCUUCUGUCUGCCGUUUUUUGUACUGAAUAAAACCAUUGAUUUGUACACAA
This is a messenger RNA of Tachysurus fulvidraco (yellow catfish), 752 nucleotides long. It is a transcript of the gene gng5, whose product is annotated as guanine nucleotide binding protein (G protein), gamma 5. NCBI's taxonomy places the organism in Eukaryota, Metazoa, Chordata, Actinopteri, Siluriformes, Bagridae. Bases 51 to 257 code for a protein of 68 amino acids. Gene Ontology annotation, molecular function: G-protein beta-subunit binding. Gene Ontology annotation, cellular component: heterotrimeric G-protein complex. The transcript is spliced from 3 exons. Gene Ontology annotation, biological process: G protein-coupled receptor signaling pathway. The record is from RefSeq and is a predicted model, not a curated record.